Chaetomium globosum CBS 148.51 is the source of this 1680-nucleotide messenger RNA. RefSeq lists its product as uncharacterized. The transcript is spliced from 3 exons. Lineage: Eukaryota; Fungi; Ascomycota; Sordariomycetes; Sordariales; Chaetomiaceae. Gene Ontology annotation, molecular function: RNA lariat debranching enzyme activity. The coding region runs from base 1 to 1680 and encodes 559 amino acids. Gene Ontology annotation, biological process: mRNA splicing, via spliceosome. Gene Ontology annotation, cellular component: nucleus. The record is from RefSeq and is a predicted model, not a curated record.
AUGUCAAGCGGUACGCUUGAGACCAACGGCGUCCGCAUCGCGGUUGAGGGCUGUGGACACGGCACUCUGAAUGCCAUUUACGACGCUGUCGACAGGUCAUGCAAGGAGCGCGAAUGGGAUGGCGUCGACCUGCUCAUCAUCGGUGGCGACUUCCAGGCUGUCCGCAAUGCCGCCGACCUCAACGCCAUGUCGGUGCCCGCAAAGUACCGUGAACUCGCCGACUUCCACGAGUAUUAUAGCGGCUCUCGCAAGGCUCCCUACUUGACCAUCUUUGUGGCCGGCAACCACGAGGCGUCAUCCCAUCUUUGGGAGCUCUACUACGGCGGCUGGGUAGCCCCCAACAUCUACUACAUGGGCGCGGCCAACGUGCUCCGCCUGGGCCCGCUCCGUAUCGCCGGCAUGAGCGGCAUCUGGAAGGGCUUCGACUACAGAAAGCAACAUCACGAGCGGCUACCCUUCAACUCCGACGAUGUCAAGAGCUUCUACCACGUGCGCGAAAUCGACGUGCGCAAGCUGCUGCAGCUGCGCACCCAAGUGGAUAUCGGCAUUAGCCACGACUGGCCACGGGCAAUCGAGAAGCACGGCAACCAGAAGCGCCUGUUCCAGAUGAAGCCCGACUUUGAGCGCGAGUCGCGUGAUGGCUCCUUGGGAAAUCCAGCUGCCGAGUAUGUCCUGGACAGGUUGCGUCCGCACUUCUGGUUCUCGGCGCAUCUGCAUUGCAAAUUUGCGGCUAUCAAGCAAUUCGACCCGCCAGGGCAGCAGCAGGAGUAUGAGGAAGAGCCCCAAGCAGCACCGCCGAGGCCGAUUCUAGAUGCCAACCCCGACGAAAUCGACCUCGACUUGGACUACGGCGACGACUUCCCUGGGAUAACAGCAGCGGCAGCAAAGGUUGCCAAAUCCCAGGAUGAAUCGAAACCACAACCCGCGACGGGGGACACCACCGGGGACGCUGCCGAGGACACCACUGGUGCCACCGCGGGAGACACGGCCAACGAGCCCGCCACUGAAGACGCCGCCGAAGAACCCACCGACGAAACCGAAGCUCUCCGCUCGCAACUCCCCGCGGCCUUCGCCAAACCCGCGCGCAUCUCCGCCGCGCGCCCCACCCCAGGCCAACCCGUGCCCGAAAGCAUCACCAACACCACCACCCGCUUCCUCGCUCUCGACAAAUGCCUGCCCGGGCGCAAAUUCCUCCAACUCAUGGAAAUCCCCACCGACACCCCGCGCCCAGCGGCCGGGACCAAGCUGCGCCUCCAAUACGACCCGGAAUGGCUCUCCAUCCUGCGCACCUUCCACCCGCUGAUCAAGAUCGGCGACCGCACGGCCACCACCCCGCCGGACGAGGGCGAGGCCCACUACCGCGCCAUCAUCGAGGAGCAGCGCGCCUGGGUGGACGAGCACAUCGUGGCGCCGGGCCGCCUGGACGUGCCCGACAACUUUGCCGUCACCGCCCCGGCCCACCGCCCCGGCGUCGACCCGGAGGUGGUCGAUGAGCAGCCGCUCGAGUGGACCAGCCCGCAGACGGUCGCCUUCUGCGAGCUGCUGGAUGUGACCAACUACUGGGAUGCGAGCGAGACGGAGAGGAAGAUCAGGCGCGAGAUGGGCCCGCCGCCGGCGGAGUUUGGUAGCGGCCGUGGGCGGGGAGGACGCGGUGGUUUGCAAGGCAAAACAGGGGAUUGA